Molecule: messenger RNA, 2452 nt
Organism: Hypomesus transpacificus
Lineage: Eukaryota; Metazoa; Chordata; Actinopteri; Osmeriformes; Osmeridae
Product: zinc finger MYM-type protein 1
Exons: 2
Coding region: 269-2329 (686 amino acids)
Molecular function (GO): protein dimerization activity
Source: RefSeq, a predicted model, not a curated record
UAUUAUGUUCCGCCCACGGACGCUCAGCGUCUCUGAGGGUGAAUGGAGGAGUGAGCUGGCCUGGACUCCGAGCUUCUACGUAGCUAUUGCUAUUUCAUAAAAUUAUACACCACAUUCCUUGUUUCAGUUGAACCGAAUUCCCACAAUUCCUCCCUCGAGUUUAAUAUUGUUUCGUUAGAUCGUUCGUUCAUUAACUCAAUGCAAUAGGCUAGGCUAGUGUCGUAGGGGUGAACUAGCAAGCUAGCGUUAGCAAACUGCAGUGCACACGAUGGCAGACAAUGCUAAUAUUGUCGACCUGAUUUUGGUAAAGCCAUUUGAAAGUCUUCCUUACGAGGAGAAACUUAGAAUUAAACAGCAGGGCAGAUCAACUCCUAAGAUUGAUAUAGUGCAUAAGAUGGGGCAAAGUAACAGGUCUUUUCAGCUCUCAUGGUAUGCGAAAGUUAGUUGGCUGACUGGAAGUGCUGUGACAAAGAAAAUGUACUGCUGGCCAUGCCUCUUGAUGAAACCAUCUCACGGAUGUGUUGUUUGGUCAAAGGUGGGGUUUGGAGAUCUGUCUAACUUUGACAGGGCAUAUAAAAGGCAUGAAAAGAGUAAUGAACAUGUGAGUGCAUGUGCAAGAUUAAGUUGCAUGGGCAAGAUCAGGGUUGAGCAUGGAAUCAAUGAAGGCGCUCGCUUUCAAGUGGGUAAACACAAUGAAACGGUCAAACAAAACAAGGCCUUUCUAAAGCGCCUUAUUGAUGUGACAUCCUUGCUUGGCCGGCAGGAGCUGUCGUUUAGGGGACAUGAUGAGAGUAGUGAAUCAUCCAACAAGGGGAAUUACAGGGAGUUCGCAGAAACAUUAGCUAAAUAUGAUUCUGUCUUGUCCGCACAAUUCGAGUCCUCAACUGUGUUUUCUGGUAUGUCCCAUACUAUUCAAAAUGACUUGAUCUUUGCACUCGCAGCCACGGUUUCUGAUGAGAUCAGAGAUGAAAUUCACGAGGCUCCCUUUUUUGGAUGGCAGGUGGAUGAAACAACUGACGUAUCCGGCCAUGCCCAACUCUCUGUCAUUGUUCGCUAUGUGGAUAGUGCAGGUCAAAUUCAGGAGCGCUUUAUUGGAUUUUUCGAUGUUUCUGGGGGUCGAGAUGCUCAGUCUGUUUUUGAUGUAUUAAAUGAAAACAUGCAGGGCUACAGUUUUAAGGAUAAACUUGUGGCACAGACGUAUGAUGGGGCUGCUGUCCUGCCUUCAGCUCUCGAUGGUCUUCAGGCCAAAGUGAAAGCAAUAGCCCCCAGUGCCAUGUUUGUGCAUUGCUAUGCACACAGACUGAAUGUGGUCUUGUCACAGGGUGCUAAAUGCUUGCCUGAGUGCAGAAUGUUUUUUGCAUCACUUUCUGGGUUUGCCACAUUUUUUUCCAAAUCCACAAAGAGGACGUCUUUUCUGGAGUCUGCAGGCUGUUCAAGCUUGCCCAGGAACGCUUCUACUCGAUGGAAUUUCACCUCACGGACAGUGAGCACUGUGGCAAACAAUUAUGAUAGUCUCCUGCAGACAUUUGAUAACAUCAUUGCAGAUGCGACAAUGGAUGAUGAUACACUGGAUUGUGCCAAAGGCUUUGUGAGAAAACUGGAUGAUUUUGAGUUUGUGUUCAUGUUGUACACAUAUGAACAAAUCUUCUCAGAGACUGAUGUGGUCUUUGAUAUUGUCCAGCAGAGGACCAUGGAUGUCCUUUACUGCACAAAAAUAAUUGAGUCUGUUCUUGCAUUUGUCAAAGAGAAGAGGUCAGAGUGGGCUUUCCAAGCUGUUUAUGCCAAAGCAGCAGAUCUCACAUCAGACCCACGAGAUGAGCCAAUGAGAAAGCGCCGUCUGAUCCAGGAUCCCCAAGAGCGCUAUAGAAAUCUGUACAUGGACAUCCUUGAUAACAUCUUGGAGCAGAUUCCUCAACGUUUUUCAAAUUUGAAAAGUAUGCUCUUCUUAAAACUGGUCAAUCCAGGGAAAUUUGACGACAUGAGACGAGUGUUUCCAGAGGAGGCAUUCCAAAGUGUCCUGAAAAGUUAUGGCCGUCACUUUGAUUCAGGGAGACUGAGGUCUGAACUUCAAGUCUUGUAUUCAGAUCAGGACUUGCAGGGCAACAGGGGAAAGCUUUACAAACUGUUCUCGUUAGUGGCAACCAUUGGAGCUACAUCUGCAGGUGUAGAAAGGAGCUUCUCCUGUUUAAAGCGGCUCCAGUCUUACACCCGUAACACGAUGGGCCAAGGCCGUUUGAGCAGCCUAGCUCUGCUGGCCAUAGAGAGGACACUGGUCAAGUCACUGGAAAAGAUGCCUAGUUGGUACGACAGGGUCACAGAGCAUUUUUAGAUUAACGAAGGGCAGAAUUUACGUCUAAAAAACUUUAACAUUUACAUUUAUGCAAUUUAGCAGACGUUUUUAUCCAAAGUGACUUCCAAGAGAGCUUUACAAAAGAGCAUAGGUCACUGAUCA